AUGUCCAGCGCCAUUUUCCCACGACAGGACUCUGCACCUGAUCCUAAUCUCUCUCCCAGCGAGCAGGUCUUGCAACUCAUCUCAAACCCAUUUCAGGCUUCGCUGCAAGUCAAUGCAUUCUGGGCCUCUCUUGCUACUUCCUUCGGUAUCAGCGCAGGUCUCGCUCUCCUCUUCUGUUUCAUCCGUCCUCGACACGCCCUCGUUUAUGCCCCCCGUUUAAAAAAUGCAGACAAGCAACAUGCUCCUCCACCUCUCGGCAAGGGCUUGUUCAGCUGGAUCAAGCCUGUCAACAAAGCAUCAGAGGACUUUCUGGUUGAUAAAAUCGGCUUGGACGCCGUUCUAUUUCUGAGAUUUACUCGCAUGCUUCGCAACAUCUUCCUCGUUCUGGCUUUGAUUGGCAUCCUGAUCAUGAUUCCCGUCAAUGUCACGCAGGGCUCGGUGUCCGGCUCCGUCUCUGCAUUCGCCGUCAUGACACCUUUGUACAUCUGGGGACGUGGUCUAUGGGCUCAAGUUGUUUUCGCCUGGCUCAUCGAUCUAAUCGUCAUCUAUUUCUUGUGGUAUAAUUACCGCAAGGUCCUUCGCCUGAAAAGAAACUACUUUGAAAGCCCCGACUACCAGAAGAGCCUGCAUUCACGCACCCUUUUGGUGCGUGACAUCUCAAAGCAAGACCGAACCAACGAAGGCGUAGCCCGCGUUCUCAACGAGGUCAAUCCAACUGGCGUUACACCCAAAACCACCGUCGGCCGAAACGUAAAAGUCCUGCCAGACUUGAUUGAAGAAUAUGAGGAAACUGUCCGCAAUCUCGAGUCCAUCCUCGCCAAAUACAUGAAGAACCCUGAUCGCUUACCUGCCAAACGACCCAUGAUCAAGCCUUCCAGCAAAUACAAGGGUCCCACCACGGGCGGCAAAGUUGAUGCCAUCGAUUAUCUGACUGAGCGCAUUAGAUCCAUGGAGAACGAGAUCAAUGAUAUCCGCGAACGAGUCGAUAAUCGAGACCCCAUGCCCUAUGGGUUUGCUAGCUGGGACAGAAUUUCCGAGGCACAUCGUGUCGCAUAUGCCUCGCGGAAAACGCGUCCAAACAACGUAAAGAUUCGAUUGGCGCCACGGCCCAAUGACCUCAUCUGGGACAAUCUGACGCUGUCGAGAUCUUCCAGGAAAAGCAAACGUUUCAUGAACGCAAUCUGGAUCGUACUCUUGACUAUUAUUUGGACGCCUAUCAACGCAGGCAUUGCCGUCUUUCUCUCCAAUCUUUCCAACCUCGGACUUGUCUGGCCAUCCUUCCAGCGACAACUCGAAGCACACCGUACCUGGUGGUCUGUCGUCCAGGGUAUUGCGGCUCCCGCACUCACCUCAAUCGUCUAUUUGGUUCUCCCCAUCAUUUUCCGACGUCUGCAGAUUCGAGCUGGUGACGUGACCAAAACCGCUCGUGAACGUCACGUGCUGCGAAAUCUGUACAGUUUCUUUACCCUCAACAAUCUCAUCGUCUUCAGCAUUUUCUCCGCGGUGUGGCAAUACGUCACCCUUGUCAUCCAAUUCAACGAGCAAGGCAAUGAUACCUGGACCUCCUUGCGCAGGGGCAACUUCUUCUUGGUCAUCACCACCGCUCUUUGCCAGAUCUCCCCCUUCUGGGUCAUUUGGCUCCUUCAGAGAAAUUUAGGUGCGGCAAUCGACCUCGCUCAGCUAUGGCAGCUCACCUACGUCUGGUUCGCUCGAACUUUCAUGUCACCAACUCCUCGACAAAACAUUGAAUGGACCGCACCUCCUGCAUUCAACUAUGCCAGCUACUACAAUUAUUUCCUCUUCUAUGCCACCAUCGCCCUCUGUUAUUCCACCCUGCAACCCAUCAUCCUCGUCAUCACAGCUGCAUACUUCGUCAUGGACGCUUUCAUGAAGAAAUACCUUCUCAUGUAUGUCUUUAUUACCAAAACUGAAUCAGGCGGUCAAUUCUGGAAGACGUUGUUCAACCGAAUUAUUUUUGCCGUCAUGCUUUCAAAUGUCGUCAUUGCUAUUGUGGUCAAGGCGAGAGGCUCCUGGACUCUCGUUGCAGCCAUUGCACCCCUGCUGUUCAUCAUGGUUGGCUUCAAGUGGUACUGCAUGAAGACAUUCGACAUGGACCUAAAAUACCACUCAAGAACAGGUAUGAUGGACACAGAGCGCUUGCCAGAUGGCAAGCCCCAUAAAGCUGAGAAGAUCUCGUCCAAAUUUGGUCAUCCGGCACUUUACAAGCCGUUGAUUACGCCAAUGGUUCAUGCAAAAGCCCAACACGUUCUUGCCGAGGUUUAUCGUGGACGUUUGGAUUCUGCUGGUGGGCAACCGAUGGCCUUUUCCGACAUUGCAAUGCAGCCAAUGGCUCAGACCGGUGCUCCCGAUCAAGACAUGCCGUUUGAGAUUGUGCCAGAAGCUCAACAGGACUUUUCCUACUACAGAGGCCGCUCUGACUUUAAAGAGGAAGCGGGUGAAAUCUUCUCCGACUCCAGAAGUACUACUCCAGUCUCAUUCAUGGCUGGAGGAAAGGAGGAUUUCAGCUACCCAGGGACGGCUGCUUCAUCGAGGGCGAGCAGCCCAGUCUCUCGUCCUCAGCAGCCUCGCCCUGUUCAACGGAAAGAGUUUGACCAGUCGCGAGUCCCAGCUCAAUUCAGGCUGUCACAGCUCGAACCCCCUACUGAUCAGUACAGCGAUCGUGCAAACCUUUUGAAUAAUGUCGGUGACAUCCGUACGCCAAACGGUGAAUUCAUGUCGACCGAUCGUUGGCAAGCUCCAGGCUCUGCGUACAGAGACACCAGCAGAACCAACACUCCUGACGAAUCAAACAACGGUUACGAUUACUUCAGAGGAAGGAGAUGA
Messenger RNA from Exophiala mesophila, 2844 nucleotides. RefSeq lists its product as uncharacterized. Gene Ontology annotation, molecular function: calcium-activated cation channel activity. Bases 1 to 2844 code for a protein of 947 amino acids. NCBI's taxonomy places the organism in Eukaryota, Fungi, Ascomycota, Eurotiomycetes, Chaetothyriales, Herpotrichiellaceae. The transcript has 2 exons. Gene Ontology annotation, cellular component: plasma membrane. The record is from RefSeq and is a predicted model, not a curated record.